Paramecium pentaurelia is the source of this 1779-nucleotide messenger RNA. NCBI's taxonomy places the organism in Eukaryota, Ciliophora, Oligohymenophorea, Peniculida, Parameciidae. The record is from the annotation of a GenBank genome assembly.
AUGGCUUCAGAGGAAGAAUAAUUGGACACCAUUGAGAAGUUUCAGAAAGCAGUAAAGUUGACAGCCAUUUUAAGAUAGAAACCAACAUCUGAUGAGGAAAUGCAACGAGCCUAAAAGGCUUUGAUUAAGCCUGUAUCAAUAAGAAAUGCUGAAGAUUUUGAGGCUAUUGAGAAAGUUAUGAUAAGAGUUAAGUUCUUUACGAAAGUCAAGUUAAAAUAUGGACUAUUGGUAUUUAAAGAAGUCUGCAAACAUUUAUAUUACAAAAGAGCUUAACCCGGUCACACCAUAAUCAAGGUGAAUAAUGAAGGAAAGGCUUUCUAUGUAAUUUUGAGAGGUAGUGUUGGAAUUAAUAUAUUUUUGCCAAAAGUCUCUCAAAAAAAAGCAGAAUCUAAAUCUACUUUUGGUUAGAAUGAAAUAGAAUUUGAGGAUGAACCUUUUGAAUACUAAGAAGUGAAUGUUUUAUCUGUAGGUGAUUCUUUUGGAGAAGUAGCCUUAUUAGAUCCUAAUUCCAAAACAACAGCAACAGUUAUUACAAAAGACAUAUGUGAAUUUGCUUGUUUGGACAAAGAACAGUAUAUUAAUAUUUUAGGAGUUUUAAAUCAAGCAGAAAUGAAUGAGAAAAUGUCUUUUGUUAGGGGUAUACAUUUUUUACAUGGAUGGUUUGAUAAUGACUUGAAGACUUUAAGUUUUCACUUUGAAUUAAUGUAUUAUGAAAGGAAUGAUGUAAUUUAUAGAGAAAAUUCAGUCAAUGAUGGAUAUAUAUACUUUCUAAAGAAGGGAGAGAUAUCAUUAUUGAAAUUAUUUUAGAGAUAAUAAAUUUACGUUUGUAACUUAUGUGUAGGAGAAAUAUUUGGAGAGGAAAUGUACUUAGGAAUUAAUAAUAGAUAGCAUACUGCUAUAUGUAAUGUUUAAGAUACAUAAGUCUAUAGAUUGGCUAAAAGUGAUUUAGAUAAAAGAAUGUGGUAGAUAGAAAAUAGAAAUUUAUUUAAAGAGAGUGUUGAAGUCAGGUGGGAAUGGAGAAAUUAAAGGUUUGAUAAUUUAAAGCUUUUUGAAGCAAAGGUUGAGUAAGAGGAAAAUCUUUAAAAAUAUUUAAAACCAAAAACUGAAGCGAUUAAUGAAAGACCUUAAAUAUAAUAGUCUCAUUCAACAAAGAUUUCUUCUUAUACUUGUGUAAAACCAUUUAAUUUUAUGGAACCAUUAACAGCUGCAGAAGAAUUAUUUGAAAAUAAUGGAAUUUAAUCAAAAAUUUUUUAAAAUAAAAUAAAAGUAAGACAAUAUAAUUCAUCAAAAUAAUCUUUAAGAAAUUAUACCUAUAUGAAAUAAUAGAGUUAAAUUGGACUUAUUAAAUAGAAUUAAUAACGAAAAGAAAGCCUAAAAAAAACUAAGCGAGUUAAUUCGUAAUAAUUUAAAUCAUUUUUAUAAUAAAAAUUUCAAUCUGAAGAGUAAAAUAUUUAAAAUUAACUUCCUUUCAAUUUUAUAAAUCAAGAGACUCAAAAUGAACCGACAGAAUAAUAAUAAAUUUAAUAAAAAAUGACUUCAUUUGGAUAAUCAUAAUAGAAUAGCUUAUAUGAAGAUAUAAUUUAGUUUGCUGUUUCUUAAAAAUAAAAAACACUUAUAAAAUUACCUUAAGCCAAUUCAACAAAAUAUUCUAGUAAAGAAAAUAGCUUUAAAAAGCUUUCUCAAGAUCAUAUUCAUCAUCGUAAAUCUCCGUCUAAUUUAUCAUAUGAAUUCUCGGAUGCUAAAGGUAGCUUCUAAUAUAAAAGGCUUUUUAAGUAUUGA